AUGCAGAACAGGAUAAACUGCGGUCGGGAGAAGGAAACAGAGCUGAAAUACAUGCCCAUUUAUAUCCUGGACCUCCCUGGCCACUGGCAAAGAGGGGGAGAAAACAUCGUGCCCUUGCCAGCGGAUUUUCCACGCCUUCAGGUCAGGCCAUGCAUCGCCGAAUUCCUGCGGACAGGGUGCCGUCCGCCUGAGCUGCGUCUCCGCGUAGAGCGCGUUAUCGAGGUGCCUGUCGCCAUUCCACUACACACGCACGACGAGGGCGAGGAGGAUCAAGGCGGAAGACCCGAGGCCACGGCCUUGUACAAGGCGUAUAGGAUGUUCCUGAGCGAUGGAGAGCACACCAUCCAGGCGCUGCUCAAGAGUCAGCUACAUGCCCUCGUCUCGCACACGGACGAGUUGGCACCCGGGACGGUGCUGGAUAUCGAGGACUACGAGCUGCGGGCGGCGAACCGGGUCGUCUCCGGAGGAGGAUCUCGACAGAGCCCGGGGACGGUCGUCUUCCUGGCAGUGGGGAGAUAUUCACCGGUGGAACCCGGUACGCCGGACCACAGUGGAAGCCUCCUUCAGCAGGGGGAGGACUUUGCAACCGGACGUUUCGACAGGGACGAUGGCUUGUCGACACGUCCAGAGAAGAGACAGAGGACAGCGUCGGUGGCCGCGGAUGAGGCCUCUCCUGCCCGUACCAGCUCGCAGCGAGACCGUUCCGAAGCAAGGACGGGCAAUGCUGCAAACACACCGAUACCUCACGAUACCCCCGGUGCAGCGAGCAGCCAUCUGCCUCCAAAACACAUCGUCGAACCCUCCCGCAAAAUACUCGCCUUGUCAGACCUUCUCUUCCCUCUCACUCCCUUCCCCAGGCGGAACCAUAUCUGUAACGUCAUCGCGGUGGUAUCGUGGAUAUCCCCCGAAGUAAUAAAACGAACGUACAUGCCGCCGAAAAGGGAUCUUCGUCUUAUCGAUCCCUCGAUAGUCGACACCAUAGACCAGCGCCGGUCUUCUACCGCUCCCUCCUCGUUACCGUCUUCGCUGCCGCCCAGCCGGACGGCAAACGGGACCCUGGGGAUCUCGAUGAGUGUCUUUGUAGAUGCAGCCAAGUUUCACCCGCCGGUCGGCACCGUGGCGUUGUUUCGAGGCUUGAAAACGCAUGAAUGGGACGGCAUCAGUUUGAAUGCGUACGAGAAGGACUGCAGAAAUAAAGAAUGGUUUGUUACCGAUCCAGCUAGACUAGCUAUGUUAGGCGUUGACGCUUCCGCCUUGAAGACGUGGUGGCUAGAAACCCAGAAGAGAUGGGAGGACGCCAGGAAGAUAUGA
Messenger RNA from Microsporum canis CBS 113480, 1311 nucleotides. RefSeq lists its product as hypothetical. The coding region runs from base 1 to 1311 and encodes 436 amino acids. NCBI's taxonomy places the organism in Eukaryota, Fungi, Ascomycota, Eurotiomycetes, Onygenales, Arthrodermataceae. The record is from RefSeq and is a predicted model, not a curated record. The transcript is spliced from 2 exons.